Messenger RNA from Phyllostomus hastatus (greater spear-nosed bat), 4255 nucleotides. RefSeq names its product junctophilin 2 (gene JPH2). The record is from RefSeq and is a predicted model, not a curated record. The transcript is spliced from 6 exons. Gene Ontology annotation, cellular component: plasma membrane; junctional membrane complex; endoplasmic reticulum membrane. Bases 470 to 2560 code for a protein of 696 amino acids. NCBI's taxonomy places the organism in Eukaryota, Metazoa, Chordata, Mammalia, Chiroptera, Phyllostomidae.
UCAGGGUGGAGGAGAAGGGGGCCAGCCGGCUGCAGGAAUUCAGCCUGGGGGGCUGGGACUGUCACCGAGGGGAAUUUCCCCUCUUUGAGCCGGACUGGGGAUCCCUCCACCUAUCCUUUCACUGUGCUUCUUAAAGGAAUCACAGUCUUUUUCCUCUUGGCUCCAUGGAAGCCAGACUCGGGACAUUCGGUGGAGGCUCUGAAACUUUCCUCCCCACUUCCUAGCUGGCAGCCUCGUCUGGCUGGCCGAGUGGGGGCCUCCCAGGCAUGGCACUGACCAGCCGACUCAGUGCUGACUUGGCUCCCGGGCUCGCUCGGCCUCUGGUGGCACCUUGCUUUCCGCCUGCUGGGGUGCGGUGGUGGUGAGUGGGGGGCCCAGCCCUGAGCGAGCUCGGAGAGUGCCACUGGCACCCCCACCGCCCUCUACCCCCAAGCUGGAGGACAGUCAGGUCGUCGGGGGCUAUGAUGAGAUGAGCGGGGGCCGCUUUGACUUUGACGAUGGCGGGGCGUACUGCGGGGGCUGGGAGAACGGAAAGGCCCACGGGCACGGGCUGUGCACCGGCCCCAAGGGCCAGGGCGAGUACUCGGGCUCCUGGAACUUCGGCUUUGAAGUGGCGGGCGUCUACACCUGGCCCAGCGGAAACACCUUCGAGGGAUACUGGAGCCAGGGCAAACGGCACGGGCUGGGCAUAGAGACCAAGGGACGAUGGCUCUACAAGGGCGAGUGGACACACGGCUUCAAGGGACGCUACGGAACCCGGCAGAGCAGCAGCAGCGGUGCCAAGUACGAGGGCACCUGGAACAACGGGCUGCAGGACGGCUACGGCACCGAGACCUACGCCGACGGAGGGACUUACCAAGGCCAGUUCACCAACGGCAUGCGCCAUGGCUACGGUAUACGCCAGAGUGUGCCCUACGGGAUGGCCGUGGUGGUGCGCUCGCCACUACGCACGUCACUCUCGUCCCUGCGCAGUGAGCACAGCAAUGGCACAGUGGCCCCGGACUCGCCCACCUCGCCGAUCUCGGACGGCCCGCCGCUGCCCUCGCCCGCCAUCCCACGCGGUGGCUUCGCACUCAGCCUGCUGGCCAACGCCGAGGUGGCCGCACGGGCGUCCAAGGGCGGCGGCCUGUUCCAGCGGGGCGCGCUGCUGGGCAAGCUGCGGCGGGCCGAGUCCCGCACGUCCCUGGGCAGCCAGCGCAGCCGCGUCAGCUUCCUCAAGAGCGACCUCAGCUCGGGUGCCAGCGACGCCGCUUCCACCGCCAGCCUGGGUGAGGGUGUGGAGGGAGCCGACGAGGCAGCACCCUUCGAGGCCGACAUCGACGCCACCACCACGGAGACCUACAUGGGCGAGUGGAAGAAUGACAAGCGCUCGGGCUUCGGUGUCAGCGAGCGCUCCAGCGGCCUCCGGUACGAGGGCGAGUGGCUGGACAACCUGCGCCACGGCUACGGCUGCACCACGCUGCCGGACGGCCGCCGCGAGGAGGGCAAGUACCGCCACAACGUGCUGGUCAAAGGCACCAAGCGCCGUGUGCUUCCGCUCAAGAGCAACAAAGUCCGACAGAAGGUGGAUCACAGCAUGGAGGGCGCCCAGCGCGCCGCCGCCAUCGCGCGCCAGAAGGCCGAGAUCGCCGCCUCCAGGACAAGCCAUGCCAAGGCCAAAGCUGAGGCUGCGGAACAGGCCGCUCUGGCCGCCAACCAGGAAUCCAACAUCGCCCGCAGUCUGGCCAGGGAGCUGGCCCCAGACUUCUACCAGCCAGGUCCGGAGUAUCAGAAGCGCCGACUGCUCCAGGAGAUCCUAGAGAACUCGGAGAGCCUGCUGGAGCCCCCCGACCGGGUUGCCGGCGCCGCUGGCCUCCCGGAGCGGCCCCGCGAGAGCCCGCAGCUGCACGAGCGCGAGACCCCUCGGCCCGACGCUGGCCCCCCGUCGCCGGCCGGGACACCCCCGCAGCCCAAGCGGCCCCGCCCGGGGGCGGCCAAGGACGGCCUGCUGAGCCCAGGCUCCUGGAACGGCGAGUCCGGCACCGAGGGCAGCCGGCCGGUCACGCCGUCCGGUGGCCACCGCAGCCCGGCGCGUCCCGCCACCGAGCACAUGGCCAUCGAGGCGCUGCAGGCGCCGCCCGCGCCCUCGCGGGAGCCGGAGGUGGCGCUGUACCAGGGGUACCACAGCUACGCGGUGCGCACGGUGCCCUCCACGCCGCCGCCCUUGGAGGAAGAGCCCUCGCCCGAGGUCUACGAGUCUGACUCCGCGCCCUCGACCCCGGCCACCGCCCCGGUGCAGGCCCCCGCGUUUCGGGCCCCGGAGCCAGAGCCCGCGCCCGAGCCCCCAGCCAAGCUGGAACCCAAGCCCAUCGUCCCCAAAGCCGAGCCCAAGGCGAAGGCCCGCAAGACGGAGGCCCGAGGGCUGACCAAGGCUGGGGCCAAAAAGAAGUCUCGGAAGGAGGCAGCGCUGGCGGCCGAGGCCGCGGUGGAGGUGGAGGAGGUCCCCAACACCGUCCUCAUCUGCAUGGUGAUCCUGCUGAACAUCGGCCUGGCCAUCCUCUUCGUUCACCUCCUCACCUGACCCUCGUCUACCAGAGCCAGGAGUUCCCGCUGGGGACGCGAAGACCCGUCUCUCUGCAGUGCUGCUCAGGGUGGCCGAGGAGGACUGGACUCCGGACCAGAGCCCUGGGUCCCAGCUCACGCCCACAUCGCCAACAAUGAAGGGGGCCUCCCAUGGUGCCCUGCCGGGCGGGCAGAGGAGGUGCCCAGAGGCACAGCAUGUGCUGGAAACCGUCCUGGAGCUCCGCCCGGGGCCAGGAAAGCCCCGAUCUGCUCCUGUCCCUCAUCCUCAUCCACUCCUUCACCUUGUCCCAAGGUCACUCCCUCCCUGGGCUUUUGUGUGUUUUGGGAGAAGUCACGGAACCAGAAUAUUAAUGAAAUCCGAGCCCCCUUCCUGCUUCCCUUCUCCCACUGUAUUUUAACUGCUGGCUGCUGGGCCGACGGACCCCUGUGCUGGGUCAGUGGUCGGGGAGACGCUCUCGGACAGUGCAGAGUCCCCUCCCCCCACUGUCCGAGCCGGCACACACGCUGUCCCCUGCUUACGGGUGUUCCAGGUGGCCAUAGAGGAAGCAGACAUGCUCGGUGUGCAUGCUCCAGGUCGCAGCGCUCCCGUCUCCUCGUGCCCGUCCAGCUCGCCCCCCUCCCUUCCUGACCAAGAGAAGAGGAGGAGACAGGAGGGACUGGAGCCUUUGGCCAGGAAGCCACUGACCAGGUGGCCAGGGGCGGGGGUGGGGAGAAGGGCUAAGAGGAGUUAGGAUGGCCCUUGUCUGUGUGUGUGUCUGAGCCUGGGCUGGCAUUGCAUUUAGGGCUUGCACUGUGCCCUGUGGAUUGGUUUGGCCGCUUCCCCCACCAGGGCCCACCGCAGGCUCAGGGGAUGUUGAACACGGAAGCCUUGGGAAGACCAAGCAGAUUUCUCUGUGUGUGGGGCGGGGGGGCGACAUUCAGGCAAGCGCUGAAGACAGGCUGCUUGUCACCAGAUACCUCCCAGGGCGAGAGGAGCAAGUCCAGCGCCCCCACCCAGGGCGAUCUGCAUGAUAAGCCCCUCGGCUUGCGUGGCAGAAGAGGUUUGCAUGUAGCUCCUUACAGACGUUUGGUACCACACUGGGUCUCUGGGCCCGCGUGCUGGCUGGGGGUGGGUGGAAGCUGAGGGCUGGUGGCCUCCCGCCCAUGGGAGGAUGGAGACAGUGUUCCAGGCCCCUCCGGGCUGGGGAAGCACUUGGCAAUGACAUCCAGACGGAGCUGGAGGAGCUGCCACUCUCCUGCCUUUGUUUCCGUGGACCUGGGGGCCUUGAACUUGCGACUUGGCCUCCCCAGGCCAGCUCUGCAACUGGAAGUUCACUUCUGAUGGGGUUUGCUUUCCUUCACCCCCUGAACACUUGGGUCCAGCGUCCCGCUUGCUGUUUCAAGCCCCGCUGGGACCUCACGGGCUGCAUCUCCGUGGACAGAAGCCUGUGGGUUCUCCCGCCCUCCGCUGGCCAGGGCCCCUGGCUCUGCGUCGGUGUUUGGGCUUUUCUGGACUCCUAGGGAAGGAGGGGGCAGGUUGGGGGCACCGCUCAGGGCUGACAGGCGCCAGGCCUCGGCUCUGGGGUCACGGUCCAGGUUUCUUGGUCUGGCUCAGGGCCCUCAGCUCCCGGGCCUGGUUUGGGGGCUCAUGUUUGGGGCAAGGGGUCAGGAAGUUGCAGUCUGUGCAUUAAUAAACCUGCAUCUGCUCACAGGC